CUUCGGGCUAAGCAUGUUCUUCUCGACAUUCGCAUCUUCAAACACCGUUUGCUGCUUCAUUGGCCGGACUUACAUACAGACUCAGACAAACCUGUAGCCAAAGCCAACGGGUCCUUGCCUUCAUCCGGUUCACUUGAAAUGGUCGAGUUUGUAUGCUGGAAAGCUGUCUUCCUCUACAUUGUGCGUCGAGUCUGGCGUCGACGACCAGAUAUAAACGCCAAAAUCAUCGUAAUCUUCCGGGAUAUCCGGCCGAAAGAAGAUGCAAUAUACUUUUUGGAGGAGACCAUUAAGUGGGGGAAGAUUCCCAACCGGGCAUGGGGCUUCGAUGUCACAAGUUUCGUCCGACUUUUGGCCAUCUGGCGUUUCAUGCAUUGA
Molecule: messenger RNA, 375 nt
Organism: Protopolystoma xenopodis
Lineage: Eukaryota; Metazoa; Platyhelminthes; Monogenea; Polystomatidea; Polystomatidae
Source: the annotation of a GenBank genome assembly